Molecule: messenger RNA, 1146 nt
Organism: Neoarius graeffei (lesser salmon catfish)
Lineage: Eukaryota; Metazoa; Chordata; Actinopteri; Siluriformes; Ariidae
Exons: 6
Coding region: 1-1146 (381 amino acids)
Source: RefSeq, a predicted model, not a curated record
AUGGCGUGUGCCGAUAUUGCUGCAGCACUGACGGGUCACUUUGGUUCUUUAAGAGGAUUUUCAGAGAGGAAUGUACGGCGGUGGUGCACAGAGCAAGGACUUGGCGCAAAGGAUUUCUGCCCUGACAGGCAAUUGGAAAGUGAAGUGGCGAAAGCUAUCGAAGAGACUGGGUCGUACUACGGAAGAAAAAUGAUGACCGGCUAUCUUGCUACAAAAGGGGUCAAAGCUUCUGAGGGCAGAGUGGGCAAAGUCCUACAAACAGUUAACCCACCAUACCAUGCAGCAAGACAGCAAGGUGCCAGAAACCUUAACCCAGUGCCUUACAAUGCUGAAUAUAUGGGUCACAAGUUACACAUUGACCAAAAUGAAAAAUUGGUCAUGUUUGGAGUGACCCAUGUCAUGGCUAUUGAUGGGUACAGCAAGAAGAUUGUUGGGCAUUCAACAAUGCCCAUCAAAAACAACAUUAUAAUUUAUGAUGAAGUGUACAGGCCAGCUGUGAUGUCCUACAGGAUAUGGGACCAAGUGCGUGUAGACUGUGGAAGGGAGUUUUUCUUGAUCUUAUUUGUCCAGGAGAAGCUGGCUGCAUACCGCCACAACAAGGAAAGGCAGCCAUACCUUCAAACGCCAUCGACCAGGAAUCAUACAAUUGAAAGGAUGUGGUUAGAAGUAAAUCAAAGGGUAAAUUUUCCCCUGAAGACUGCGCUUGUUCAGAUGUGUGACCAGGAGGAAAUUUGUUUGGAUGACAGCUUGACAAAAUUCUGCACAUCCAACCUAACAUGUCACAUAUCCCAAAUUGGCCUCACAAAUUUUGUGAAAGCAUGGAAUGCCCACAGAAUUCCAGGAAAGGGGAUACCAAAUCUCCUCUGUGGUCAAGGAUGCCCGGCAAAGGUCUUGGAAGACAACCUACCUAUUGGUGAAAUUGCAGCAGACCUCUACCAGCAGGAAGUGGGGACAGCACUGACCAGAGAAGCCGUGUUUGGCACAGACCCUUUUUCCAAUGAGGAAGCCCGCAGAAAUGCUGAAAGCGAGUUUGCAUCACACUUUGAUCCCUUGUCACUUUUGCACAGUGCAGUCAACAACAAUUUCAGCCCAUUUCAGAAUGCACUUAGGUGUCUUAUUGAUAUCACUAGACAACAUGCUGCUUAA